AUGUUAACUCGAGAAGUUUGUUUUUUAAAAAGAAUAUUUGGCUCUGAUGAUUGUUGUCCCAAUGUGCUAAAUGAAGUUUCGAAUGAAAUUCUGAAAAGGUGUGGAGGCCUGCCAUUAGCUAUUAUCAGUAUAUCUGGUUUGUUGGCAAACAGACCAGCUAUGAAAGAGGAGUGGGAAAAGGUUAAAAGGUCAAUUGGUUCUGCACUGGAAAAUAAUCAGAGUCUAGAGGGAAUGAGUAGCAUACUAUCUCUUAGCUAUAAUGAUCUUCAACCUCAUCUGAAGACAUGUUUGUUAUAUUUAAGUGUAUUCCCUGAGGAUUAUGUGAUUGACAGAAAUAGGCUUGUGAGGCGAUGGAUAUCAGAAGGCUUUAUCUCAGAAGAGCGUGGACAAAGCCAACAAGAAGUUGCCGAGAAAUACUUUUAUGAGCUUAUCAAUAAAAGCAUGGUCCAAGCAGUGGACAUUGGGGAUGAUGGUAAGGUUAAUGCCUGCAGAGUCCAUGACAUGAUGCUUGAAAUUAUUAUUUCAAAAUCAAUUGAAGAUAAUUUCGUCACCAUAGUGGGUGGAAGCCAAACAAGUUUGACAAACCACCAUGGUUUUAUCCGGCGACUAUCAGUUCAGCACAUUGACCAGGAGGCUGUAUCUGCAUUGGCAAAUGAAGAUCUCAGCCAUGUUCGAUCUCUAACGGUAACAUCAUCAAGUUGCCUGAAACACUUCCCUUGUCUUGCUGAAUUUGAAGCUUUGCGUGUAUUGGACUUUGAGGAUUGCUGGGAUUUGGAAGAGUAUGACAUGGACAAUAUGGACAAAUUAUUCCAACUAAAGUAUCUCAGUCUGGGCAGUGCAGACAAAUCAAAGCAACCACGAAGAACUAUGGUGCUAGAUGGUGUACUAACCCUAGAUCCUAGGGAAAGACAGACGGAAGUGUUGCCAGCUGGAAUUGAGCGCCUUACGAAACUGCAAUAUCUAAUCACUAGGGGGUAUCAUUGCAAGGUACCUAAUGGGAUUGGAAAUAUGAGCAGCUUACGGGUGAUCUCAACUUUUGAUAUUACCAGGAGUUCAGUGGAUGCAGUGGAGGAGCUUGGGAACCUAACCAGACUGAACGAACUUCGUUUAUGGUUGGAUUUUGGAGACGGGUAUAAGAGGCAUUAUGAGGUGCUUCUAUCCUUACUAUGCAAGUUUAGCAGCUGCAAACUCCAGUUCCUUCAUAUAAAUGGAACAAAAGGCUUCAUCAACUUCAUUGACUUUUGGUCCCCUCCGCCAUCUUUCCUUCAAAUAUUUUAUAUGUCUGGUGAACUCUUAUUGUCGAACAUUCCAAGGUGGAUUACUCCAGGACUCAAAAGUCUUGCUCACAUAGACAUGACUUUAAAUGAAGUAAGGGGGCAGGAUCUGCACACUCUUGGUGAGCUCCCAUCCUUAGUUAUUCUAAGCUUGAGCUUGAAGACAGGAGUAAAAGGAAAGCUGACCGUAAUUGGAUUUCCAUGUCUGAAGAGUUUUGACAUCUUUAGUUUGGAUGGGGCAUAUGUAACGUUCACAAAAGGAGCUAUGCCAAAGCUUGAGAAGCAUCUUCUGUCAGGCGAUGCGGCAGUGAUGAAUACUCAGGGGUUUUAUUUAGGCUUCGAGCAUCUAUCGUGUCUCAAAGAAAUAGAAAUAAGGACUUGGAAGCGUGGUGCCACACAUCAGGAAUGCGAUGCAGCAGCAGCCGUGAUCAAGAAAGAAGCACGUGCCCAUCCCAACCGUCCAAAAUUUAAUUACACAUCCAGUAGGCAUAACAAGAUCUAUGAUGCUGAUAGUGACGAGGAAAAGAGCAACGAGGAGGGCAAUUAA
Messenger RNA from Triticum turgidum subsp. durum (durum wheat), 1821 nucleotides. The record is from the annotation of a GenBank genome assembly. NCBI's taxonomy places the organism in Eukaryota, Viridiplantae, Streptophyta, Magnoliopsida, Poales, Poaceae.